This is a messenger RNA of Pelobates fuscus (common spadefoot toad), 3273 nucleotides long. It is a transcript of the gene ITGB3, whose product is annotated as integrin subunit beta 3. Gene Ontology annotation, cellular component: integrin complex; cell surface; focal adhesion. The transcript is spliced from 15 exons. Gene Ontology annotation, biological process: cell migration; integrin-mediated signaling pathway; cell-matrix adhesion. The record is from RefSeq and is a predicted model, not a curated record. Bases 112 to 2448 code for a protein of 778 amino acids. Gene Ontology annotation, molecular function: fibrinogen binding; fibronectin binding; integrin binding. Lineage: Eukaryota; Metazoa; Chordata; Amphibia; Anura; Pelobatidae.
ACUGCUACCAUUCAGUGCCCAGCUGAUGCACUGUACACAUCUGGGGGGGUAAUUAGGGAGUCCCCCCACCCCCCAACAUCUGCACACAGCUGGAUCUCAACACUAUCCAUCAUGUUCAGGGUAUUGGUACUGUUGUUGCUGGUUACAGGAGCCAGGGCUUCCUGUUCUGCACGAGGGGUCAGCACCUGUAAGCAAUGUCUCGCUGCGGGGAAAGCAUGCGCAUGGUGUUUUCAGGAGGAUUUCGGAAAAGGAGCUGCCCGCUGUGAUACAGUUACUUCUCUUCUGCAAAAUAAAUGCCACCAGGAUAACAUCACAUUCCCAAAAAGUCAGGUUAACACCAUAGAGGACCGGCCACUGAGUACAAAAGGUUCUGGCGGAGAUACAAUGGAAAUUACACAAAUGACUCCACAAAAGAUACAGUUGACCCUCAGACCAGACGACCCUCAGGUAUUCACGGUGAACGUGAGACAGGUGGAUGACUAUCCUUUGGAUAUCUACUACCUGAUGGAUCUCUCCUACUCCAUGAAGGACGAUCUGGUGAAGAUCCAGAAUCUCGGAACCAGUCUGAGUGAAAAGAUGCGCUCUCUAACCAGCAACCUACGCAUCGGAUUUGGGGCUUUUGUGGAUAAGCCCAUGUCCCCCUACAUGUACAUCUCACCCCCGGAGGUCAUCACCAACCCAUGCUAUGAAUUUUUCACCACUUGCUUGCCCACCUUUGGUUAUAAGAAUGUCCUUUCGCUCACACCUGAAGUAAGCAAAUUUAAUGAAGAGGUCCAGCGACAGAAGAUCUCUCGGAACCGCGAUUCCCCUGAGGGAGGAUUUGAUGCUGUGAUGCAAGCCACAGUGUGUGACGAGAAGAUUGGCUGGAGGAACGAGUCUUCUCACCUUCUGAUCUUCACCACAGAUGCCAAGACUCACAUUGCUCUAGAUGGACGUAUUGCAGGAAUCGUCCAUCCCAAUGAUGGGAAGUGUCAUCUGGAUAAUGACAAUUACUAUUCGGCUUCCAAAAUCUUGGAUUAUCCAUCGCUUGGCCUGAUGACUGAGAAACUGUCAGAAAAAAAUAUACAUCUGGUGUUUGCUGUAACAGAGACUAUGGUAGACCUCUAUAAGAAAUACAGUGAACUCAUCCCAGGGACCACCGUGGGAGUACUUUCAGCGGAUUCCAGCAACGUCAUUCAGCUCAUUGAGGAGUCUUAUAAGAAGAUAAGAUCCAAGGUGGAACUUGAGGUCCGUGAUCUCCCAGAAGAAAUUUCCCUUGCAUUUAACGCAACUUGCGUCAACAAUGAAGUCACUCAAGGCCUUAAAUCGUGUUCAGGUCUAAAGAUCGGAGAUACGGUGAGUUUCUCAUUCGAAGCAAGAGCCCGAGGAUGCCCACAAGAAAAGGAAAAAACGUUCACAAUAAAACCUGUGGGAUUUAAAGACACACUCACUGUGACCGUGAAAUUUGAAUGUAGCUGUGAGUGUGAAAAACAUGAGGAACCCAACAGUGUAAAAUGCAACAAUGGAAAUGGCACGCUGAGCUGCGGUAUAUGUCAGUGCAAUCCUGGUUGGUUGGGGCCUCAUUGUGAGUGUUCCGAGCAAGACUAUAGCCCAUCACAGCAGGACCGCUGCAGUCAGAAGGAGGGGGCCUCAAUCUGUAGCCGAAGAGGGGAAUGUAUCUGCGGACAGUGCGUCUGUCAUACUAGUGACUUUGGAAAAGUAUGGGGACAAUUUUGUGAAUGCGAUGACUUCUCCUGCCAUAGAUUUAAAGGGGAGAUGUGCUCAGGUCACGGCCAGUGUAACUGCGGAGAUUGUGUCUGUGAUUCCGACUGGACUGGAGAGUACUGUAAUUGCACCACUCGCACUGACACAUGUAUGUCCAGCAGUGGCCUCCUAUGUAGUGGCAAGGGUCAGUGUAUCUGUGGGAAGUGUGAAUGUACUCAGCCAGGGUCAUACGGGGACACCUGUGAGAAAUGCCCCACCUGUCCUGACGCCUGCACCAUUAAAAAGAAUUGCGUGGAGUGCAAGCACUUUACACGAGGCCCCUGGAACGAUGAUAUGUCCUGUAAUCGGAUUUGUCGUGAUGAGAUCAAGCCUGUGGAAGAGCUGGAGGACAAAGGGAAGAAUGCUGUUAAUUGCUCUUAUAAAGAUGAUGAAGACUGCGUUGUUAGGUUUCAGUACCACGAAGACUCAAGUGGAAAAUCGGUUUUGUACAUCAUUGAGAAACCAGAGUGCCCCCAAGGGCCUGAUAUUCUUGUGGUCCUGAUGUCCGUCAUGGGAGCCAUCUUGUUGUUGGGGUUGGUGGCGCUGUUGAUUUGGAAGCUUCUCAUUACCAUACAUGACAGCCGCGAAUUUGCCAAAUUUGAAGAGGAGAGAUCCAAGGCAAAGUGGGACACGGCUCACAAUCCUCUAUACAAAGGUGCGACGUCCACUUUCACCAAUAUCACGUUUCGUGGGAACACUGAAUGAAUAUAAGGCUGGACUCCUCUCAUAGGACAAUUAAGAGCCAUAAAGCGACAUUCUUUUAAACCACUCUGAUGACUACUACCCCAUUACCCCUAGACGCUGCAGAAGAAGGAUGUCUUUCCCUUUAAAAAUCUGGCUGCAUAGAAUUUGGAUACUUGUAUAUUUAUGAUCUGUUACUUUACCCAUUUGGGAAUGUUGUAGUCCACAAAAUGCCAGGAUCUACAACAGGAUAUCAAAGAAAACGAAUGAUGUGCUCUUACUAAGAAGAUUAACUUGUAUCGGCACAAGAAACCCAAGUAGAUCCAAGCUUGUACUGAACUAACAGGAUGUUGUGACAUCACGUGAUGUCAUGUUCUAAUAAACUCUAGCAAUACAUUCUCCACGUAUACCUUUCACACGCCUUUGCAGCCAAGUCUUGCGCACAUUUUCCCUCAAAUAUUUUAUGUUGUUAACACAGUGUUCACGGGCCAAUCCUCCAAGCCCCUAAAUAUCGUUUUGUCACGGAUAUUAUCCCGCCACUUCUGCUGUGACAAAAAUGUCCUGUUUGGGGCUGUUGAUAUUCACGAAAACUUGAAAAUUACUGUGCAAGAAAUAACAUUACCAUAGGCCUUUCAUGUAUUUUGGAGAACUGUGAAAAAUGUUUACCUGUUAAUAUAAAAAAAAACACGUGGGCCGCGAUCUUGAAAACACCUGAUUGCAUGUAUUUAAGAAACCAAAUGAGAAGAUGGAAUGUUAUUUCACGAUAUGUUAAUAAGGAAACGGGAAAAAAUAAUAAUUGUAGCAACGUUUAUUUUUAUAUGACUAUAAAAGCACUGUACUUUUUCUGUA